ACAAGGCUUUUGUGAUUUAGGUGCUAGUGUGAGUCUUAUGCCCUACUCGGUUUGCAAGAGAUUGAACCUAGGAGACCUUAAACCUACUCACAUCUCCCUUCAAUUGGCCGAUAGAUCGGUAAAAAUGCCUAUUGGAAAGCUUGAAGAUGUCCCUCUUAGGGUUGGGAAGUUCUACAUUCCCGUUGACUUUGUUGUCUUAGAAAUGGAAGAAGACCCUAAUGUGCCAAUAAUUUUGGGUAGACCAUUUCUAGCUACGGCGGGGGCUAUCAUUGAUGUGAAAAAUGGCAAGCUAACUUUUGAGGUAGGUGAUGAACAUGUAGCUUUUAGCUUCACUCAAAUUAUGAAAUGCCCUUCUUAUAUGGACGAUUGCAUGCGAAUUGAUAUACUUGAACAUGUUAUCCAUGAAAGUAGGAACAUGCAUUUGCAUAAUACUCAUGAUCCUCUUGAGUUUGCUUUGUUGAAUGUCAAAGACUAUGAUGAAGAACAUGUGUUACAUAUGGUUCAAGCUUUGGAUGUGAUGGAACAUAAGAGUUUGAAUACUCAAUGUGAAGACUUGGAGAAUGAAUCCACCAAGGAGGUACAUAAACUUGAUCUUAAACCCCUUCCCUCAUCUCUCAAAUAUGUGUUCUUAGAUGAAUCUAGUCCGGUUAUUGUUAAUGCUAACCUCAAUGAUGAUCAACUCUCAAAACUCCUCACGGUUUUAAGAGCUCACAAAAAAUCCAUUGGGUAUAGCAUUGAUGAUCUAAAAGGGAUAGCCCGGACUUUUGCAUGCAUCGCAUUGCCUUGAGGAGGGUCACAAGCCUUCUAUUGAGGCUCAACGAAGGUUGAACCCCAAUAUGAAGGAAGUGGUGAAGAAAGAGGUAAUGAAACUAUUUGAUGCGGGGAUCAUUUACCCCAUUUCGGAUAGUAAAUGGGUUUCCCCGGUUCAAGUAGUUCCUAAGAAAGGUGGAACAACGGUUGUUAAAAAUGAUUCCAAUGAGUUGAUUCCAACCCGAGUUGUUACCGGGUGGCGUAUGUGCAUUGACUAUAGGAGACUAAAUACCGCCACCCGGAAAGACCACUUUCCUCUUCCCUUCAUAGAUCAAAUGUUGGAACGUUUAGCCAAGCACAAAAUUCUUUUGCUACCUUGAUGGAUACUC
Messenger RNA from Beta vulgaris subsp. vulgaris (sugar beet), 1139 nucleotides. RefSeq lists its product as uncharacterized. NCBI's taxonomy places the organism in Eukaryota, Viridiplantae, Streptophyta, Magnoliopsida, Caryophyllales, Amaranthaceae. The coding region runs from base 38 to 787 and encodes 249 amino acids. The transcript has a single exon. The record is from RefSeq and is a predicted model, not a curated record.